This is a messenger RNA of Chenopodium quinoa (quinoa), 534 nucleotides long. RefSeq lists its product as uncharacterized. The transcript has a single exon. The record is from RefSeq and is a predicted model, not a curated record. NCBI's taxonomy places the organism in Eukaryota, Viridiplantae, Streptophyta, Magnoliopsida, Caryophyllales, Amaranthaceae. The coding region runs from base 1 to 534 and encodes 177 amino acids.
AUGACUCAGAAGAAAAUGAACCUCCGUCCGGGGACAGCGGCGUAUAGGAGGAAACACGCACUCCUACAACCAUCUCCGUCGUUACCACCUAAUGGUAGGUUGGCGGAGAUGGCCGGAGGCACCACAGCGGAGUGCGCUGCGGUGUGGUGUUGUUGUCCAUGCACAUUAAUCAAUUUAUUUGUGCUAGUUGUGUACAAGGUUCCAGCAAGUAUAUGCAAGAAGGCCCUAAGAACACACCGAAGGCGACGAAUGAUGAAAAAAGGCCUCCUCCCUCUUCAAUCAUUCGCCGCCUCGAGUAGGGCAAGUCCAUGUCGAUAUAGCAUCCCUUUAGAAGAAAUGAGGUAUCAAACUGAUAUGGCGACGACGUUGGUGGUGAUGGAUCCUGGAACUUGUGGGAGUAUUAGUAGUGAUGAUAAUAAUAUUAUGGAUAAGGAGUUGAUGCAAUUGGAAGAGGAAAUGUGGGAAAAAUUCUAUGCUACAGGAUUUUGGAGAAGCCCUUCUCAAGGAGAAAAAAUAAGGGAACAACAACAAUGA